AUGCGACUUACCCUUAUCCUCGCUAUCUUUAGCGCGAGUCUCGUACUCAGCCAGGACCGAUGCGACGCCGCCAAGACGGUCAUAAAGUGCCAUAAUGUCACCGAGAUCAUGGCGUUGGAAUCAUCGGAAUGCCAACCAUACCACAUCUUCAUCGCUCGCGGAACGGAUGAAAAGUCGCCAGGCCGGCAGGGUAACGUGACCAGGCUUAUCUGCGAUAAGCUUGGCAGAGAGCGCUGCGGAUGGGAGGGCCUUGAUUUCCCAGCGAAGAGCAGAUUUGUUGGCCAAAAGGCGUGGUGUGAAUCCGCGGAGAUAGGGGUGAAGAAUGGCCAAACCCAGCUGCACACGUACGCGGCGAGGUGUCCGGAGAGCAAGUUGAUUCUGCUCGGGUACUCUCAAGGCGCAUCCAUCGUGCAAGAUAUGCUUGGAGGAGGCGGCGGACAUUUUUGGAAGUGUGACCAGGCAAGCAAUCGAGCUUUGGAUCGGCAGGUCUCGCCAGGUUCAAACAUUGUCGCAGCCGUCACUUUCGGCUCGGUCGCUCGUUCCGGGGGUCAGCCAUACGCUGUGAAGGAAGGGCGAGAGUUCAACGGAACGCGCACCCGUACGCCGGAGCAGGUCCGGGGUCUCAACCAGUACGCCAGUCAGCUUCGUGACUACUGCAACUUCGGCGAUCCUAUUUGCGCGAGGGAAAGCCAACCCCAGAGCCUCCAGAAUCAUCUCACGUACUUCGAGCUAUAUAGCGAAGAGAUCGUGAGCUGGGUGGUUAAAACUGUCCGGAAAUCCGAGUACCGAUCAUUGCUUUCUUCCCCAUACUGGCUGAUCGGCGCGACGCUUUUCUUCGUGGCUCUUUCAUGGUCCGUUCUGUAUUUCUACAGCUCAUUCCGUCGCAGCUUUUCGCGAGGGGCUUAUUACCUGCUCCCUCGAGAAGAGGGAACGCCGUGA
This is a messenger RNA of Trematosphaeria pertusa, 939 nucleotides long. Its product is annotated as carbohydrate esterase family 5 protein. Gene Ontology annotation, molecular function: hydrolase activity. The coding region runs from base 1 to 939 and encodes 312 amino acids. NCBI's taxonomy places the organism in Eukaryota, Fungi, Ascomycota, Dothideomycetes, Pleosporales, Trematosphaeriaceae. The transcript is spliced from 2 exons. The record is from RefSeq and is a predicted model, not a curated record.